This is a messenger RNA of Cydia pomonella (codling moth), 8826 nucleotides long. Its product is annotated as NACHT and WD repeat domain-containing protein 2. Lineage: Eukaryota; Metazoa; Arthropoda; Insecta; Lepidoptera; Tortricidae. The record is from RefSeq and is a predicted model, not a curated record. The transcript has 26 exons. Gene Ontology annotation, molecular function: protein binding. The coding region runs from base 462 to 4196 and encodes 1244 amino acids.
AAAUGUGUUUAGUGAAGUGCAGUGUGUCAUAGCGGCGGCAUGGGGAAUUCCUGCAGCUCCGGGCAGGCGCAUAAGGACAAGGACAGCCAGUCCCAGCAUUCUGAAGAGUACAAGUUGAAAUCGUCAACGGGGAAUGAAAGGUCACCGUCCUACCGCGCGCGAGCGAAAGAGAGGGAAGACCAACCACCGCCGACACAGUUACUCGAGCCAGCGCCCGCGCACCGGCCGCAGCUGAAGGGACCACGCCCGGUCGGCUCUAGUGUGUCUGGUACGUUGUCCUUGUCGAACACUCGGUGAAGGAGAGGGAAGACCAACCCGCGCCGACGCAGUUACUCGAGCCAGCGCCCGCGCACCGGCCGCAGCUGAAGGGACCACGCCCGGUCGGCUCUAGUGUGUCUGACUCCAUCUCCCUAUCUUCUCCAGUGACGUGCGCCUCCCCCCGCGAUGCCGAAGGCCCCCCCAUGCCGAGCGGCGUGGCGUCUCUGCCCGAGGACCAUAGAGCACAACUACUUGGCAGACCACAGCAGAGAACGCGGCGGAAGAAAGCCAUGCUCAUAUAUGUGUGUGCGGCGGAUUCACAAGACUGUUGUGCGGAAAAAGGCGCACUGCAAUGCGGCGCGGCAGCUCGGUUACGAGUGCGCGCGCGCCGCCGCGGCUGGAGGAUCCACGUAGCAGAUCUGCACUGGCGGUCACCGCUAGAACAACAGAGGGACCAUCGCUUCCCCGUGCUGUGUAUAGCUGAACUUGCACGUCAGUCAGAGCUCGGAGCAGUAGUCCCAGUGUUGUUCCUCAACUCUGGUCUGGGGACGCCGCUCCUGCCUCACACGCUGGAGUGCGCCGACUUCAAGGCGGCGUUGGACGCGGCUCAGGACGAGGCCGACAAGACGCUGCUCAACAAAUGGUACAGCCUAGACGAGAGCAGGACGCCGCCAUGCUACCGUCUCGUUCGUGGCGCGCCGGCGCGCUGGCGUCGCGAGAUGGCGAAGGCACUCAACGUAUUGGUCCGAACCCUGCCUCAGGAAGCGUGCGACGCGUAUCUCACAACUGUAGUAGAACAGGAAGUCCAGCACACAGUUCUAAUGAGCGUGGAGGCGGCUCGGCGCUGCGUGUGGGUGUGCCGCGCCGGCGCCGCCGCCGCCGCCGAGCCCGACGCGCCGGACGCCGCGCACCACCAGGAGCUGACGCGCCGAUUGCAUAAUCUACAGAAGGAUUUAAAGCUUCAUCUAAGCGAGCGCAACAUAAUACGAGCUUCGGUCCGCGGGCGCUCUGCCCCCGGUGGCGAAGACGAAUACACUGAGGGUGUCCGUUCAGCCCUAGGCGAGCGGCUUGAUGCGUUGCUCGAUACGCUUAUAGGCGAGAGCGAAGCGCCUGCCGGCUGUAAUGGGAUACCGACCAGCUUGUUCGACGAGUUGAAUGAACACCUCACAUUCUGCCAAAAGUCGGCUCAGAGCACCUCCAACCGAGAGAUCACCCUUAACGAACUCAAGACAUACGUGACCGGCGACAGUCAAGUCCCACUGGCAUUAAUAGGGGGCGCCGGCUGUGGCAAGGCUACUUUGGUAGCCCGAGCGGCAACAUUGGCACCUACUUGGCAACAGGACCUUGCUGUCAUUAUCAGAUUCGUGGGGCUGACUCCGCAGUCGAGUAGCUCACACCAGUUGCUCAAAUCCAUUGUGGACCAGUGUCAUGUGCUGCACGCUGGAACGCCAUAUCGCGGCAGAAAUGACGUGGCAUCAUUGUCAGCGGCGUUACCAAAACUUCUCGGCGCAUUGGGGCGCGCCCGCCCAACGUUACUCCUAGUAGUUGGCGCAGACGCGCUGCGUGGCGCGCGUUGGCUACCUUCACGGUUACCAGGCAACGUAAAAAUGAUUGUUACAGUCACUGAAGAAACCGACGAGCCGUCAAGCUCUGCAAUAAUGGCGGUGCUGUCCUCCGAUGACGGCCCUAAAGUCGUCCGCGCGCCUCCGGUCGGAGCCGACGAGGCGCGGGCGGUGCUGGCGGCGUGUGCGGCCGCGUACAGUAAGACGGGGGCGGCUUCACCGCCUGAUGCGGCGGUGAAGGCUGUGCAGAAGUGCACCAUACCGCUUUAUGCUAAGAUCCUAGCCUGGCAAAUCUCCCUAUCAGCGGAAACCUUCACUGAACAAUCCGAGCCAGAAACAGCACCAGAACUGGUCAUCUGCGAGGAUCUGGAAGGUCAACUGACGCAGAUCCUCAUCACCACGGAGGCGGCGCUGGGCGCCGAACGGGUUAAGACGUGCUUGGCGCUGUUGACGGCCGCCAGGAGAGGGUUGGAUGAUACAGAGAUAUUGGACAUGCUAGCUCAUGAUGAGCUGUUUAGGAGCGAAGAGACUUACUUGCCGUGGGCCCCCGCGUCGCUGUUCUGGCCGCAGCUGGCGGCGCUGCUGUCGCCGUGGCUGCGCUGGGACGCGCGCGGCGCGGCGCGCUGGCGGGACGCGGCGCUCGCCGGCGCCGCGCGGGACAGGUACCUGCAGGACUGCGAGGACCAAGUACGAAAAACUUUGGUGGACUAUUACGAGGGUGUCUGGUACACGGAAAACGAUCCGAAGAUGGCCGGCCGGCUUAUAUCGCAAGAAAACAAAUUCUCAGACGAAUGCUACAACACGCGAAAACUGGAUGAGCUGCCGUUCCAACACUACCACUUAUCGAAGAACGACCCAGAAUCAUUCGCCACAAGACCAUAUUUCACCGAACUGAGCUGGGUUCACGACAAGCUAGCGGCUACCGACUGCGGACAUUUUCUGGAAGACAUCGCUUUAGUACACAUAGACCCCCUGCCUGAACACAUUGAGAUACUUAAAGAGGUUUUUGAGCACCAUUCCUACGCACUAGACUACGACCACAGACAAUUCUACGGCCUCCUCCGAACCACCAUGGAGAAACGCCAACGGGAAGGAGUAGAGAUCAAAUCCAAAAUAGUCCACUCAUGGGUUGAAGAAAUCUGGGAACCACCUAUACCUACCUUCUUUCCUGCCAAUGAGGAGUUCUGGAAGAUCGUAGAAACGAAGGAAAAGAGAGAUUUGGCGAUGGUAGCUGGGUUUGAUAGUAAGACAUACGAUUUGAUUGUGAGGUUCGACACGAGAGGGAAGUUUGUAGCGACGGUUUCAACGGAAAGGGAGGAGAUUUGCGUUUGGGAUGUCGCACAAUGCAAACUAGUAAGAAAGAUCACCGGCGUCACCCAGCCAAUCAACCUGGUACCUAUCGACGAGUACCGUUGUGUGGUGCUCUGUAAGCGAGAGCUUAAGGUCUAUGACCUGAACCAGGGUAAAUUCGUGGUAUCCCUGAAAGGCGUGAUGAAUCAGAAGAUGCCUUAUUACGGCCUCCACGACUCCAAGCACCUUGUCGCUUUAUCACGCAAUAGGAUGUACGUCAACCUGAUGAACAUCGAGACUGGGGACUGUGUCACCACUUUCAAGGCAGGCGAGGACAGAUUCCUGAAUUCCCUCCUGGUGUCUGGCGAUGGAAGGGUGCUGGUAUGCGGAGACGAGACGCAAAAACCGUUCCCACUCCUAGUAUGGUCACUGACGUCACGCAAGCUGCUCUACGACUUACGUAUACCGCACCAUGACUUCGUCACGUCGAAGGCUGCUAUCACGUAUGAGGGUUCAUACGUGUGCGUGGUCUCUCGUGAACUGGACGAGCCUAGUCCCAACUUCAUCGUGGUCUAUGACCUCCAGUCAGGCACGCUCUUCAAGAAGUGGAAGCCUGGCUGUGACACGGUAGCUCUGGCUAUCAGUUCGGCUGACGGCUGCGUGGUGUCGGGGUUGGCUGAUACUAGAAUACUGGUCUGGGAUCUGGUCACAGGGAACUGCCGCCUGACGCUACGCGGGCACGGCGCGGCUCCGGCGCGUCUCCGACUGGCCCGGGCCGGCGGCGUGCUGCUGUCAGCGGAUGACCAGUGCAGGGACCUGUCUGUGCGACUGUGGGACCUUCAUACAGGAAAGCUAAUAGCAGUAUACACACCGCCCGAACGUAUCACCUCCUGCGAGGUGCUGCUAGGGGGCUCCGUGCUGGCGCUGGCGCUAGAAAACUACAAGGAGAUCCUUUGUGUCAAGCUCUGCGGGCCCCCUGUAGAUUCAGUCACUCAGGGCCGCGACGCGGAGUUCGACGACCGGCCGUACGGCGAGCCGGCGCUCGAGGGCCGCGCGUUCGACGUGCGCGGCGCCGAGACCUGCUGAUAUGGCCGUCUCCGUCUCAGCGUCGCCUUCAGCCAUUGCUUUAGGACCUGGCUCUACACCUGCAUAGUGCGAUUCUAAAUCAUCGUUCAAUAAAAAAAACAUACGAGGUGCCGCAGUAGCCGAUUCAAGCUUUUUCACGACCAGAGGCAGGGCCGACAUCGAAACUCGAAUAUGCAAGAGCGAUAGAGAGGCAGAUAACGAUUUUUGAUUCGGCCCUCUCGUUGUAAAGUGCGCUUCUAAAGGGGUUCUUCUUCUUUUCUGGCUGUCGCGUCCAUCCAGCUUCGAGCAGUGAAGCGGGCAUGCGGGGCACGCCAGUAGAUGUUGAUUUCUUGAUAAUAUACCUAAACAUGUUUAUACAAAAUAAUGAUGAAUAUGAAUCACAAAGAAACUUGGGGAUAUGGACGAGGUACCAGUAUCCAUGUCACCUGUUUCUGGACUUGGCUCUUUACUUGCAUAGAGUCAGAUCAAGCUAAACUUGCAGCGAUUUUAUUAGCUAUUAGCAUAGACUGUCAACUUCUAUGAAAUUAUGACGUUUAAAAUAACACUUGCACAGCCUUUGCUAUCAAAAUCACUGUAGAGUUACCUUGGUCUGAUUCCUUUUCUCAACAUAUUUCGAAAUCGGACAAAGUUAUUCGGCCAUUGUUUCAUUUUCAUUGGAUAAUGAAACAGUAACUAAUAUUUAAAUGGUGAACAUAAGCAUAUUUAGGAAGCUACAUAAAAAAAUCAUAAAAAUGUAUUCUCAGUUGUUACAUAAGGGACCCUAAUAUUGUCUAGGAAGAGUUCCCAUCAAAAUCGAAAUAAAUGCAAAAACAAAUAGGUACCUACAUAUUUUUAAAUAAAAAAAGAAUAUCGUGGCACGGUGUAGGCCGAGUCCUUCAAUGUACAUUUGUAACAUCAUUUUACUUCUUGACCAUACACCGCACUCGAGGAGACAGUUUCCGGGCACGUCAGUUGGUAACAAAUACCUUAUUCUGACAACUCGAAAAUUCAUUGAUUUAUUUGCAAACAUUACCAACUGACGUGCCCGCAAAAUGCCUCCUCGAGUGCGGUGUAUGUUCCUGACUUUUUUGAAAAUAUUACCCUAGUAAAGAAUAUUAACCUUCGUAUGACCAAAGAGAAUUUGAAAUAGAGGUUGAGAUUGUCACAGAAAAUUUUGUGGCCACAGUAAAUUUACUUCCAUCUUUCGACAAAUGAUUUAAAAUUUUAGAAUCCACCAAUCCACCUCUAUUCCAAAUUCUCUUUGGUGUGACGUAAUAAUUUCGUAUGGAAGUAUAGAUACUACUGACCAAAAAAGGGUUAAUAAAGAACCAAUACUUUAUGUAAUGUAAUAUAGGUACAUGGAUUGUUUCUUUAUUUAAGCCUAAGAAUGGAUGAAUUUGCUUAUAUUAAAAACAAACUAAUAAUAAAGACAUGUGCCGAGUUGGGCUCAAAUAAUAUUUCAACGGUUUCAAAUGUAUUUGAUUAUGACGUUUGAUUAAGGCUCAUUCUAGACGAGAUGCAAUCUUUGGGUAAAUUGUCUAUGGUUACAAAAUUCUGUCAGUAUUUGAAAAACUGACAUAGGUAAUCCUGUCAGAACUAAAGCCCGACCAGAAACAUGUAAUCAUUGUCAAGACAAGAGGGCGCUCUUUCAGUUUAGUUUAGUAUGAAAAAUUUAGUUCCAAUGAAAUUCCGCAAUAUGGCGAGUGAUCAUAUAUUACUGGUCAUGCUUUUACAGAUCACAAUCUGGAAUUCCGUCCCGUAUACAGUGAGCCAUAACCAAAGUAUACAUCCAUCUCUUUUACAGUACCAUUCUGUGCGUGUCAGAACGAGAUGGAUGUUUAGUCUAUGGCAUGUAAUAUCUGCGCGGUGUAAUGUUGCCAGUAUGUUAAACUCGGAAUCGUAUGGAAAUAAAAAAAAACUUAAAUGUUUUGAUCUAUUACGCUUAUUAAUUACAUAAAAAUAAUUGUAUUUUAGUGAAUUCUCUAUCAGUAAUGUUGAUGUUUAGAUGUAAUUUUGUGGUGAAUUUAGGAUAAGUGAUUUAAUGCCCAACACGGACUUACAGUGAUACCACAAAUAUAAGUUAUAUCAGCGACUACCCAAAAGCUCAUAUCAUAUGGUAUGCCAGUGAAAGGGCUCCUCUACGCGAUGGCCCAGCGUAGGCCAGUCUAAGGGACGCAGCUAUGCGGUGGAACGAGAUAGCAAUAUCACUUACUCCCUCUAACGCAUAAAUGCGUCCCUUGGACUGGCCUGCGCUGGGCCAUCGUGUAGAGGAGCCAAAAAGAAGUAGGUAGGUUUAAUUUGGUCCACACGUAGCCAAUGAAUGUUACUACCUCGCUCUAACAGACAACUACCUUGAAUAUACAUACAUUCGCAUAAUGUGGACGCACCAAUCGCCAAGUUAUUUUGACGCCAAUUAAGAGGAAAGAAUAGCUUUUCGGAUCUAACACUUACUACCGUACACAAAUACCGUUACUUGUAUUUUUUCUAUGAAAUUCCAUUUCGGGAGAACUUUCACUAAAUAAAACUAAAUCCUAACAAAUCACUUUGAUUUACUGUCGAUCGCUUCAGCAUAAUAUAUUCUAGCUUUAUAGGCCUCGUUUUUUGAAAAUAAAAAUUGUUUUUUUGUUUUGCAAAUGUUGAAAAAAGGAAAAUCAAUAAACCUAGUUUUUUAUUGUCAACAACAUCAUGGAAGAUGGAAAAUAUUUAGAAGUGGAAAAACGUUUUCUCUUCGUCUAUCACGUGGAAUAAUUCUCUCUUAAAGUUCAUUGUCACUGUAUCAAGGUACAGAACAGACUGUUUAAAAGAAAGAAAUAGAAAGAAAAAACAUUUAUUUAUGACAAAACAAACAUAGAUGCACAAAACACGUCGACAAUACAAUGUAUAACAUUUAGCGCAAAAUGCCAGAAAAGGGUCACAACUCAGCAUGUAGCUGGCAACGCCAGCGCUGCUCCUCCGUUGUGUUGAUCGUACGCACAUUCGUGUAACUUAUAUUGGUAUCACUGAAGUUUCUCGUCAGUCCUUUGGACGAACUUAGGACCUCUUAAGUAGGUAGCAUUGAUACAUUUAAACUGCGAAACUAAAUAAAAAUACAACAUUGCAGUAUUGACCACACUAAUAUCUAACUUAGUUGUCCAAUUUAUGUACUUGGUAAUUUCAUCGUCAGUUUAAAUGAAUCUAUGCUAGAAUUAGCCCAAGAUAACGCAACUAUUUUAAUAACACACGCAAUGCAAGUUUUAUGCAUACGUACAUAAUUUAAUAGAAGAUUGAUUUUUAAAAUAACACUACGUGUGCUAUCAAAAUCGUUCCAGACUUGUCUUGGUCUGACAAUAUCAAAACAAAGAGGAAUAUAAUAUGUGUAUAAUGGUGUUGUAAGUCAAUUUUCACAACUGUCUCAUUUCACUCUAGUCCACUCUCAACCAGUCAAAUAGAUGUGUUAUUUUUGUUAUGUACGACUUUAUUUCCAAGGAACUUAAUUUCAAGCAUAACUAUAUUUUUCAAACUUGAUGGGUACGCUGAUAGGUGUAAUUUCAAUACAAUUUUGCGAGAUUUAGCUUUUUUAGGGGAUAAAUUAUAUGGAGAUGACACCUGUCACCCUACUCAUCGAGUUUGAAUAAUACUAUAUUAUCAAAGAUUUAAUAAUUGUCAUAAUUGUGUAAGAUGAGCAAAGUCAAACACAAUUUCGUGCUUGGAAUAUGACAACUAAACGAGAUAGCGCUGUACGGGUCCGUACAUUAUGUGCAAAGAUAUAUAACUCCGUAUACGAUAAAGCAAGUCUAAGAAAAAAACGUGCCUGUAAAAAUCAAGAAAUUUAUGCUCGAAUAGAUGGUAAUAUAACUUUAUACUCGAGUAGAAGGCGACACCGUUUGAUAUUUAACACAUAUAAAUAAUCAAUACAUUUUCAAAUAGCCAUAUGUAAUUCUAGAUGGCAGUAAAAUUAGUUGACUACAAAAUUUACUUGGACAAUACGCCUAUACUAAAUUCUCUUUGAUUAUGCAGUAACUUUGGCUGUCAUUUGAUGUUUGACAAUUCAGUGACCAUAAAACUAAGGCGUGUGGAAUUAAAAGGAGUGACAUCUCUUAUGGUACAACUGUUCCAAAAGUGUCCAGCUGUCAGCUCUAAAUAAUAGUUCCAAAUCUCUCCAGAGUAGCGCUAGAGUAGCUAAGAACCUAGGCGUUAUUGACGAAGUGAAGUGCGCUGUCUAUGAUUUGAAUUUUUUGUUCAAGUAUUCUAGGUAUUGUACCGCCACCUAUUUAAGGUUUUUUGAUCACACUUUUUGGUACAUGGAAAUUGUAUUCCUGACUUCCACCAUCCGUACAGAAAACCUAUGGAGCAGUACAGCGCCAUCUGUUUCAGGUAUAAAACUAGCGGCCACGAUUUUAUUUUAAUUUUACAUUUUUGUUACAAUCAUUAAUUCUUUGCUACUGUAUUAUGUAAAAGCAGUAAGUUGCUUGGAAUUAAGAACCAUGUCAUAGACUUGUUUGUGUUUUUAUUGAAAUAGGUCAGUUAUUACGUAUUAAAGUGGGAACCAAAAAGCGACAUCUACUGUUGAAUAGCUGUAACUUGUACAAGUUUUAACUUCUAGUAAAAAAACCGGCCAAGUGCGAGUCGGACUCGCACAAGAAGGGUUCCGUACCAUUACCUAUAAAACGGU